Carlito syrichta (Philippine tarsier) is the source of this 697-nucleotide messenger RNA. RefSeq names its product ribosomal protein L29 (gene RPL29). The record is from RefSeq and is a predicted model, not a curated record. Gene Ontology annotation, cellular component: ribosome; cytosolic large ribosomal subunit. Gene Ontology annotation, biological process: cytoplasmic translation. Gene Ontology annotation, molecular function: structural constituent of ribosome. The transcript is spliced from 5 exons. Bases 106 to 585 code for a protein of 159 amino acids. NCBI's taxonomy places the organism in Eukaryota, Metazoa, Chordata, Mammalia, Primates, Tarsiidae.
AGUAGAACUUUCCGCCAUCGCCGACCCUAUUUCCCAUGCUGCACAGCGGCCUCUCUUCCUCUUCCGGUCCCAGGCGCUUCAGCAUCCGCGGCUUACGGUGCAGACAUGGCCAAGUCCAAGAACCAUACCACACACAACCAGUCCCGAAAAUGGCACAGAAAUGGCAUCAAGAAACCCCGAUCACAAAGAUACGAGUCUCUUAAGGGGGUGGACCCCAAGUUCCUGAGGAACAUGCGCUUUGCCAAGAAGCACAACAAGAAAGGCCUGAAGAAGAUGCAAGCCAACAACGCCAGUGCCAUGAGUGCACGUGCUGAGGCUAUCAAGGCCCUUGUAAAGCCCAAGGAGGUUAAGCCGAAGAUCCCAAAGGGUCCUAGCCGCAAGCUUACUCGACUUGCAUACAUUGCCCACCCCAAGCUUGGGAAGCGUAUUCGUGCCCGUAUUGCCAAGGGCCGCAGGCUCUGCCGGCCAAAGGCCAAGGAUCAAACUAAGGCCCCAGCCGCAGCUUCACCUGCAACUCCAGCUUCAGUUCCAGCUCCUGCUCAGGCUCCCAAAGCUGCCCAGACCCCCACAAAAGCUCCAGAGUAGAGGCCUCUGUCUGCCAAUGUGUGGACAGAAGGACUGAUUUGGCCCCCAGGAUGCUGUCUGCGUGGGGCUGGUGUCCUCCUGUGCUAUUUGUACAAAUAAACCUGAGACAGGA